AUGGACGCUACUGCCUCUCUAACGACAUGGGACUUCUCGCCCCCAGCACACCGGGAUGACCAGGACGGGGCCAACCCACGCAAACGACGGCGGAAGUACAUCGCCAAGGCUUGCAACGAAUGCAAGCGCCGCAAGAUCAAGUGCAAUGGAGAGACUCCUUGUCAGCGAUGCGGCCGACAGCGCAUUGACUGUAUCUACGACAAGCCCCCUCAUCACGCCGAUGGCGAGUCGGAUCAACAGUAUGUUCGCGCUUCCACUCACAAACACACAUACAUGCCCUCCCCAACCAACACGGUAUAUCUCGAGCAACUCUGUAAACAGAUGUCUGCUAUGCAGGAACAGAUCAAAACCCUCUCCGCGGCUAUCACGACUUUAACGCAGACCAGCAUCACUGCCACCGCGAUCGCGCGGUCGGAUGCGGCGACGGGGGCGGGCAGCCAGCGACCGUUCCGUCGCCGGUCCACGGUCAGGGAGACCGCGUUCCAGGGCCCGACGACAUCCGCCUUCAGCUUGCAUCUCGCCAAGUCGAAUCUCCUCCGCCAGGGGAUUGUCGAGCAGACUGACGCUGACGGUGCGGAGGAAGGGGAGGCCGAUGCCCACCACCCGCCUUCGCCGCUGCCGCCGGAUUCGCCAGGGCCGCCGGCGUUGCUGGAUGCGGCGCUGCCCUCGGGGGAUCCGCUGUGGUCGUUAGAUAAGGCCGAGGCGAUGCGGCUGUGUCGCGUGUAUGAGGAGGAGAUGGGGAUGAUGUAUCCGGUCUUGGAUUUGCAGGACUUGCUGGAUCAGGUCGAGGUGGUGUUUGGGGCGCAUCCCGAGGGGUUUCGCGCGGUACAUGCCGAUGAUGUGCAAAUUCUACGGUUGGUCCUUGCGUGUGCGUUGACGGCUGAGGCGGCGGGGAGUAGCGAGCUGGCGAUGCGGCUGUUUGAGAGUGUGCGGGAGGAGGCCGAUAAUUGCGUGUGGGGACCGUCGGACAUUAAGAGUAUUAUUCUGUUGACGCUGGUUGCGAUUUUCUACUUCCAGGUCGACGAGGAAAUCCUGGCCUGGCGCAUCGCUGGGAUCGUGGAGCGCAUGUGCCUUGAAAAGGGGCUGCACCGACGGGAAACGCUUGGCCAGCCGGCCAUCGUCGCCGCGGGACGGGAUCGCGUUCUCCGGCUGUUCUGGUCGAUCUAUAUCCUCGACAUCCGGUGGAGCUUUGGGACGGGUAUGCCGUUCUCGCUCGAGGAUAGCGACAUCGAUCCCUGGCUGCCGGAGCCGGAGGAGAAGACCCCCUACCUCCGGGUCAUGAUCCGGUACAGCCGCAUCGCGGCCAAGGUGUGGAAGUUCAUCUCGGCGUUCAACAAUACGAACGAGAUCAAGAAGGAAGAGAUGAAUUAUCUAGACUGGCAGGUCCAGCAGUGGGUGAUGAACAUCCCGGAGAUUCUGCGUCUGGAGCAGCAGCCGCGGUCAGCCUCGAAGACCGAGCCUCGACCACCGCGCAGUCUGCAUCGCCUGCGGGCGCUGCUUUACCUUCGCUCCAACCAGCUCCGCAUGCUCAUCCAUCGGCCCGUGCUCCACUCGGCCGCGCAUAUCGUGCGGUACCCCGCCGAAUCGCAGAUGGUAGUCGACCUAGCCAGGGAGACAAUCCGCUUCAUCACGCGACUCAACGAGACGACAGACAUCUACCGUCUUCAGCAGGUGACCUUCAACUGGUUCCUCGUCUCGGCAGUUGCAGUGCUGUUUCUGGCUGUCGCGCAAGCCCCGUCACAGUUCAGUAGCGCCUGUCGGGAGGAAUUCUACCUGGCGCUGGAGCUUAUUAAAGGCUUCUCGACAAAGUCUUAUAUUUCACUGCGACUGUGGAAGUCGAUUCGCAGUUUGAGGAAGUUGGGGCCGCAGGUUAUGCGUCGGCAGCCGGAAGCAGCGGAAGCCGGGGUUGGGGGUGUGGAUGUGCUUAACCCUGCAAAGGAGCAGGAGAUAGAGCAAGCGAGUGGCGGGGUUGAGCCUUCGAUGCAGUCAACGGGCAGUAUACAGAGUCUCACGCCGGUGGAUGGGGUGCAGAUGACGAGGGAGUUGAUGGAGUGGUUUGAGGCGGUUGGAAGCCUAGAAACACAGAUCAUGGGAAUGGGAGCGCUGCCGCCGCACCAGGAGACUGACGUAUGGGGGAGGAGUGGACAGUAUAUGGUUGACUACGGGGGCGAACUGUCGAGCGUGAUGAAGGAUUGCUUCUGA
Messenger RNA from Aspergillus uvarum CBS 121591, 2202 nucleotides. RefSeq names its product putative C6 transcription factor. The coding region runs from base 1 to 2202 and encodes 733 amino acids. NCBI's taxonomy places the organism in Eukaryota, Fungi, Ascomycota, Eurotiomycetes, Eurotiales, Aspergillaceae. Gene Ontology annotation, molecular function: RNA polymerase II cis-regulatory region sequence-specific DNA binding; DNA-binding transcription factor activity, RNA polymerase II-specific; zinc ion binding. Gene Ontology annotation, cellular component: nucleus. The record is from RefSeq and is a predicted model, not a curated record. Gene Ontology annotation, biological process: DNA-templated transcription; positive regulation of transcription from RNA polymerase II promoter by galactose. The transcript is spliced from 4 exons.